This is a messenger RNA of Tricharina praecox, 810 nucleotides long. RefSeq lists its product as uncharacterized. The transcript has a single exon. The record is from RefSeq and is a predicted model, not a curated record. NCBI's taxonomy places the organism in Eukaryota, Fungi, Ascomycota, Pezizomycetes, Pezizales, Pyronemataceae. Bases 225 to 677 code for a protein of 150 amino acids.
AGCUUAUCCUUAUUGCUUCCAAUCGGCGUACUCUUUUUUACCAUUUCCUUCUUUUCUUUUCCUUUAACUUGUUCUUGGCUUCAUCGCCACCUGCUCAAUGUUUAUACGAGCAGAGAAAGGACCUUGAUGUCCCUUCUAUAUUAUGUCUGCGGUUUUUUUCUUUUUCUUUUCCGACAACUGACAACAAUUAGAGCUAUGGCUUUGCUUCUGUUUCUCAGUUUUUCAUGUUUAUUUUCCAGUGGUUUUUUUUUCUUUUCUGUUCUGCUUUUCUCGGGUGUUUAGGUUUGCAUUUUUCUGCCUCUUUUUUUUUCUGUCUUUUUUUUCUUUUCGUUGUAUCUUCUUGUUUUGCAUGUUGGGUGAUGGGUUGGUUGGGGAAAGAAAGGAAAAGGGAAAAAUCUCCAUUCUAUUUUUGUUUUUGCGGCUUUUUUUUUUACUGCUGUAAAGGACGAGAGCAUGCGGGAGGCGGGAAGGGACGGGACGGCGGGACGGUGAUUCUGCUUCUUCUUCUUCACCCUUAUGUUUGGGGGUUGGAAGGGGGAUAUGUAGGACAUCGACAUCGUGUCAUUAGUUUCUCUCUCUCCGUAUUGUAUUGCUUUGCUUUACUGUACCUACUCCGCGUGCAACUGGCUUGUGAAUUGCGUGUUGCAUUGCAUGUCUGUUUCCACGUUGUUUUGUGAUGUUUUGUGAUGCGAUGCGAUACGUCUUUGUUAAGUCACGGCUUUUAGGGUGGUUUGUGUGCUGGUGCUGGUGGUAGUGGUGGCGGUGUAAAUUAACUGGUCAUAACUAAUGAGUGGAAAUGCAGAGGUGGUU